AGUGAUCCGCUAUUUUACACCAAGAAGAAAAGACUCAUAAAGCGAUUGCUCUGUCUUGUUGUUGGACAUUAGUGAGAGGUAAGGUGUGUUUACAUUAUUUAAUCUCUGCUUUACACUUAAAAACAUUUGGCAUUGUAUGAAACUAGUCUAGUUUAAUUCAGGUGUUUUGGGUCGAUGUCACAGCUUUCUAUUCGGUGCUGGUCAGGAUGGUUUUUGUAUCUGUUGUGACAUCCUGGACGCUGGAGAUCUUCGUAGUGUCUGUUUCUUUACGUAAAUUUUAUCCUAAACAGCAAUAACAUUGAACUACUAAGGAAAGUGUAGCUGCUUUUUCAACUAUCGUUUCGUCAUUACGCAAUGGGACAAAUGAGACUACAAUAAAAUAGGCAAUAAUGUGAAAUGAAGUGUUGCAGAAGAUUUGAAAGAAGACGAUACUGUAUUGACCUCAAGAGGGGAAAUUCUGUUGUUGCAGUAAGGCAUCUUUAAUCUUUUUAAUUUAGGAAUGAAUCCUGGUCAUCCUCCAGAAAUGCUGCAUGGCAUUGAUAAUCAAUCUGAUGUUGGUGAUGUCUCUUCCUGGAUAUCGGUGUGCCCCAGAGGUCUUUGGAAAGUCCAGCAAACGCAAACAGGAGAGAGGAGUCAGCAGCCAGCCCCCAGUCAUACAGAUGAUGCAUGUAUGAGGUUUUCCUGCUGCUUCCCCUUUUAAUAUAAAUGAUGAAUUCUCACUCAGAAUUAAGUAACAUUAUCUUCAUGUCGUCUGAACUACCACACAUCUUGUUUCUCUGUUUUUUCCCCCUAGCCCUCGGUUACAGUCCAAGGUUGGGGUCACUGUGUCAAGUCAGAGUGCAGCUCAAAUCUGAGGAGGAUAAAGCAGACAGCAUAGUGUCGGAAAACAGGAAUGAAAAACCUGACCAGGCACUCGCAGAAGUUGCAGAUGUCACAGCCUUCCCCAGAUGUCAUGACUCUGUGCUGCAGGUCCCUUUGGGUCGCUGGAUAACCAUUAGACUAGGAGAGGGUCAGUGUGACAUUACAGAAGCAUGUGUGGAGGGGAUGAGAGCGGGCGAGAAAUGUGAGGUAAGAGUGCAGGGGAAUUAGCUACUAAAUAUAGUGUUUCAACUACUAUUUGUGUUGUAUAUAGUAAAUACUUGUGUAUUAUCUCUUUAUUUUUACUUAUUUUAUCUAUUAUUUAUCUCCUCUCUUUACUGUAUUUGCAUUGGUGUACUGUGACAAAAGCAAUAUCCCCCUGGGGAUUAUUAAAGUAUUUCUGAUUCUGAUUCUAAUUAUUAUUUUAUUAUUUAUUUAAAGUACAGUCUUUCUGAUUAUUGUUCUUUGCUCCCCAGAUACUAAUUUCUCCAGUGGAAAAGUUAUCAGAUGACAAAAACACACCUUUAUGCUCCACAGUUGAACUCAAAGCUUUCACACCUGGCAAGGAAUCCUGGGAGAUGUUACCUGGUGACAAGUGGGAGUGGGUUAAGUCUCACAAAGAGAGAGGUGGAGUUAGAUUCAGGAGUGGAGAUGUAUGGGGAGCUGCAGAUAGCUACAGUCGGGCACUAAAGCUUCUCAUCACUCUCUAUGGCCAUGUGAGAGAGAGAGAGACAAAAGAAAGAGAACAAGAGCUGGAGGAGCAGAGGGACACAGACUCGUGUGAUAAAACACACAACCUUCCUUCACCCCAGGAGUUCAAAACUACCAAAGCAGAGCUCCACUCAAACCUGUCACUGUGCCAGCUCAAACUGAACCAACCGGAGUGGGCUAAGGCUAACGCAGCUAAAGCUACUCAGCUGGAACCAGGUGGAGCUAAAGCCUGGUAUCGUCUGGGCCAAGCCUGCCAUCGGGUGAAUGAGCUGGAGGAGGCCAAACAGGCAUUUAGGAAACUGCUGGAGCUACAGCCAGAAUCACCUGCUGCUUUGAAGGCACUGAAGAACAUUUCAAAUCAAGAGAAGGAGACAAACGCACGGUUGGGACUUAGACUCAGCAAAAUGUUUAGCUGAAGAUCUAGCAUUGUUGUCUGUUUAACAGUUUGUCAUGUUUCUCAAGUGAAAGGGAGCUUCUACAGAGACUCUCAGCUCAUCAGUGUAGUCAUGAUUGUCUGCAGCUUGUAUGUGAGCUCCCUGAAUGUAAGCAAAUAGUAAAAUUGCAUGCCAAAAACGCUAUCAGGUGGAUGCACUGAGUUUACUUGGGUGAUAAAAGCUCAUGAGAGCAUGGUGGUGGUCUGUAUUUUUGCACUGGAGAACAGUGAGCGCUAAUUGUGUGUAUAACUGUA
This is a messenger RNA of Xyrichtys novacula (pearly razorfish), 2257 nucleotides long. The record is from the annotation of a GenBank genome assembly. NCBI's taxonomy places the organism in Eukaryota, Metazoa, Chordata, Actinopteri, Labriformes, Labridae.